Molecule: messenger RNA, 153 nt
Organism: Racocetra persica
Lineage: Eukaryota; Fungi; Glomeromycota; Glomeromycetes; Diversisporales; Gigasporaceae
Source: the annotation of a GenBank genome assembly
GGAAUUCGAAUUAAAUUCAUCAAUAAAUCCCAAGAACUUAUAUUAGAUUCAUUUUCUAAAUUCAUUGAAAAAGUGAAAGAAAUUCAUGAAUUAGAUUCUGAAAGAGAGAUCAAGUCUUAUGUCAUAAGCCAGGGCAUUAUAAAAAAUUUAAUG